GUCGAUUUUUGGAUUAAUCAGUGUGACAUCUACCACAAGAAGUAAUCAUGAAAUACCUAGCUCUGACCCUGUUCGUGUGCCUGUUGGCCAUCGUCCUGGUAUCUGCAGUGCCCGUGGAUGAGUCCCUGAUUGGGGAUAAUAUCUACCAGCCAGCCUUCGAUGAGGUCCAGCGUCCCCAGGAUCCGCAGGCGAUCUUUAAGCUGAAGAAGCUGCUCAAGCUAAAGAAGCUCCUGGGUUAGGAGGCACAGCUCCACCCUUCGCCGGCGCCCAUCUGCCCGCUAAGCUCAGCUCAGAUUCUAGUCCAACCAAUUGGGAACUUGCCUCUUCCACAUCAUUCAAUAAUUCAGCAGUUUUGACAAAAAGAAAAAACCUAGAAAAUACCAUAAUCACACACAGCACGUUCAUACAUCCAUACAGACGAGUGAAGACCACGUAAUCGUAAAAUAAAUGUAAUUUUCAUACAACAAAAAGGCUCGUGCGAGACGACUUUCUUAUGUCAUCGGUCCGGGGGAUCUCCCUCUGUAUCCAAAAAGGAGCUAAUGACAGCGGGUCGAGUUUUUGUUUAUGUAGAUCUCGACGGGAAACUUGUUUGUGAUCGUCGUGUCCACGGAGAGAGUGUGAAAAGCGAG
This is a messenger RNA of Drosophila serrata, 629 nucleotides long. RefSeq lists its product as uncharacterized. NCBI's taxonomy places the organism in Eukaryota, Metazoa, Arthropoda, Insecta, Diptera, Drosophilidae. The record is from RefSeq and is a predicted model, not a curated record.